AUGUGGCUGGACCAAGCACCGGCCUCACUAUGUCUACCAUUUUCAAUUUUGAGAGUCUGUUGACUGUAAUCUUGCUGCUUAUAUGUACGUGUGCUUAUAUCCAAUCCUUGGCACCCAGCCUCCUGGACAGAAAUAAAACUGGACUAUUGGGAAUAUUUCGGAAGUGUGCCCGAAUUGGUGAACGCAAGAGUCCUUAUGUCACCAUGUGCUGUCUAGUGAUGGCCUUCAGCAUCCUCUUCAUACAGUGGCUUUGGAAACCACCAGCAUGGGACUGCCACCAGACUCUCCAAACAAGGACUUGCCUCCAGAAAAUAAUAGGAAGAAUAGUUGAGCCAUUUAUCUCUGAACAUGGAAUGAGAUAAAUUUCAAGAUGCUGUUCUCCAUUUUUAUGCCUUUGGACCAAUGAGCUAUAUAAAUAAUUAAGAUGUAACGGUUUAAUACACAGGAAUGUGAAUGUCGCGAUCAACCUCAGUUCUGUCACUCCAGUAUUACACUGCAAAUGUCAUCCUGUUGUGUCGGGACUGCUUUUCAUAUAAAGUUCAUGAGGCACAAAGUAAAAAACACAGUGGCAAGUUCCACAGGCCCCUUUCACUAGAGCUUGAAAGUAAUGUCUUCACAGAAUGAGACCUCCUAGUGACUGGGCUAUUUUUUAUUGAGAAAAAAAAAUUGUUCUAUUUUUGUUGUCGUUAAUGUUCUAAUGGAUUGCAUUCAUAUUUAAACCAUUUUGAUUGCUAACCAGAGUACCUCUGUUCUUGGCGAAGUCUGUAGUUUAUUACAGGUGUUUAAACUAUUUUAAACAAAACUGUAUUUCUUUAAAAGUGGGGCUUUUAGUCAAGUGUGGUUGAAGAGAUAGCUGCUGCCAUCCUAUAAAAAAGAGGAUCUUAAUA
Molecule: messenger RNA, 887 nt
Organism: Acomys russatus (golden spiny mouse)
Lineage: Eukaryota; Metazoa; Chordata; Mammalia; Rodentia; Muridae
Product: protein kish-A-like
Exons: 1
Coding region: 30-362 (110 amino acids)
Biological process (GO): intracellular transport; protein secretion
Source: RefSeq, a predicted model, not a curated record